AUGAUAUCGCUCUGGGGAUAUAGAGCGCAACGAAGGAGGCAUUAUCACGAUGAUGGCACCUUGGAAGAUGAUGUGCCCCAACCUACCCCUUCAAUUGGGAAUGAACGGCCUCAGGACCCAGAUGAGGGGACUCGCUUACUUUCAGAUGAAUGGGCGCACCUAAGCCCGGACGACCCUGCAGUCACUCCUUAUAACCUACUGCUCAUUCGAGUGCUUCGGUAUAUGUCCUUAUUAUUCUUUGUCGCGAGCCUUAUAUGGUGGGUACUUCUUCUUAUCUCACUCUUCAUCAGCCCACCGGCGAUGCAUAGUCGCGGUUCAGGUUUCUUCGCGCUCUCCUUCACGACCCUAACAAUCGAGAAUAUUUUGAUCGCAUUGGUAUUUUUUACUAUCCCUUCAAAACCCAUGAAAUUGUUCGGUUCAAUACUUUCACUGUUUCUAGGGGUGGAUAUGAUUAUUACACUUGCAGUUCCCCGCAUCCGGCACGAAGAAGGCUGGAUUGGUGUUGCAUCUGUGGUAUGGGCAACAUUUAUUGGACUAUAUAACACCGCGCAGAACCACUAUGUUGGAUGGGGAAAAGGAGAAGAGGAGGAGCGUCUCACUGGCCGAGAAGAAACGCGCCGUACUCUGCGGGAAUGGUUAGCCGUCUUUGUCUCUGCCGUGAUCAUGGGUAUCCAGGCGAUCACGGCAAUUCUAAUCACCGCUAGUUUGACUCUACGCUCGAGAGAACUUAGCCUAGCACCACCGGGUCAUCGUUACUACGUUGAUAGCCAUGAAUAUCAAGUGCACAUCGCCUGUGUCGGUAACAUUACACAUGAAGGCUAUACCAUCCUGCUCGAGGCAGGAGAAAUGCCAGUUGAGGAUACCUUCCAGCGUUGGAUACAUGAUGCAUACCGCCAUGGCACAAUCGGCCGUUACUGUUACUGGGACCGGCCUGGCUUCGGGUGGUCCGAUAAUGCCCCCUCCCCAUAUUCUGCCGGCAUGGCAGCGGACGCACUCUCAGAAGUCUUAACUGCCAUGGAUGAGAGGGGACCGUGGGUACUCGUCUCUGCCGGAAUUGGAGGGGUCUAUAGCCGUAUUUUCGCAAGUCGGCACGGUGGAGACAUCAAGGGAAUGCUCCUCAUUGAUGUUGUUCAUGAGGAUUUCCUAUCCGAUCUUGCCAGUCCAAGUCGUGGUAUCUUGCUCUGGUUCCGCGGUAUGAUAUCCCCUUUGGGCCUUGAGACACUCGCAAGCACGAUAUUUCAUCAUUCAACAAGGGAGGACCGUGUGUUUGGCAAGUAUGCAUAUGUGGGCGGAAGAUAUAUUAAAGCGAGGUUGCAAGAAAACCUGGUUGCUAAAUCUAUGACCUACGGAGAGAUUUCAAGUGCUCGGAAUAACUUAUCUUCGAAGAUUUCUCUUGCGGUUGUAAGUUCGGGUGUCGAGGCAAGGAAGAAUGAGGAGUGGUCUAGGAAGCAGGAAGACUUGACUGAGAUAACUGAGACCCUUGUUGCAUGGGAUACUGUGAAAGAUGCACCGCACGAAGUUUGGAGGACACUGGAAGGCAGGCAAAUACUGGAGAAAAGGCUAGGGCAGUUGGCCAGAGCAUAGUCUCAUUGUUAAUAACUUUUCUCUCACCGUUGUCCGCUUAUUAUCCUUGUUACCAGAUUGAUUCGUCACAUUCAUUUUCUCAGACU
Messenger RNA from Aspergillus pseudotamarii, 1670 nucleotides. RefSeq lists its product as uncharacterized. Bases 1 to 1584 code for a protein of 527 amino acids. The record is from RefSeq and is a predicted model, not a curated record. NCBI's taxonomy places the organism in Eukaryota, Fungi, Ascomycota, Eurotiomycetes, Eurotiales, Aspergillaceae. The transcript is spliced from 2 exons.